Arachis ipaensis is the source of this 1019-nucleotide messenger RNA. The record is from RefSeq and is a predicted model, not a curated record. Lineage: Eukaryota; Viridiplantae; Streptophyta; Magnoliopsida; Fabales; Fabaceae.
AUAAAUUAAUAAUAGAUGAGUGCGGUGUGUCAGGAGGAAGGAGGGCCACGGUAGUACUGUGUAAGCCAUACAAAUACAACUAAAAACACAAUUCAAUUUUCACUCAUUCAUUCCUCCUAUUUUCCCAUUCGCAAUCAAAUGGGUUCGCUGAGACGAGGUGUUAUCAACCUCCGCAGAUUCCUCACUUCAUCUAAUCCCACCGCAUCUCCUCUUCCUCGCUAUUCUCUUUCUUCUCCUUUCAGCUCCCUCCCUCCCGAUCCUCUCUCCCUUCAUAUCGAUUUGUCUGACGAAGAAAGCAAAAGGCGCUUGUUUAACAGGCUAAUUUAUAGAAGCAAACAACGAGGGUUCUUGGAACUCGACUUGGUUCUCGGCAAAUGGGUGGAGGACAAUGUUCACUCCUUGGAUGAAAAUCGUAUUCGAGCUCUCGUUCAUGUCCUCGACUUGGUAAUUCCCCAUUUCCUCCCUUGGAGAAUCCAGAUCUAUGGAAGUGGCUAUCUGGACAGGAGAAACCUCCAGAAUCAGUUAGCAGUAAUCCAGUUUUUGCUGCAAUGCAUGAAAGAGUUAUGAAGAACCUUGAGAGCCAUUCUUCCCCAGAAACAAGAGCAACACCUGGCCAACCAUGGGUAAGGGGUUGGGAUGAUAUCAAGAAAGGUCGGGACGGUCCCAUUGCUGGGAAUCAGUAGCUUGAGAACACAAGAUCUUGUCAUUUGUAACAAUGAAAAAAAAUGCCUUUUUUACUAUUUUUAUUACUAUAAAUAAGUAACGGGUAACUGCAACUCAAAGGUUUGUAUUAGCAAGUGGAGAUAUCUUGACGUUUUGUUCUAACAGAGAAUCUCAUCCCGGAAUUUAUUUGUUUGGACAAAAGGCUAAUGCUCAAAUGAUCUACUACUUAUGUUAGGGAGCUAUAUAGGAGGAAUACUAGGUGACAGCAACUUUGUGAUUUGUAACUAUCAAAUAGCCAUCAAUGAUGGUUUUAAUGGUGUGAGAUGGGUAUGAAAUUUCAUCCAAUGGUUCACUUU